UUUACCACCACAUUUUUUCUUUCCCUCUCCCCAAAAAUUUUUUGCUGCCACAUUCCCCCCUUACCUUCUCGAUCCCUAAGCAUUUUGGUCCCUCUUUUCUCACAAUCUCUCGCUCACUGGAGCUGCAUAGGAGCAGCAACAGCCGGGAAGAGCGAUCACAGGGCGACAGUGAGGGUCCGGAUCAUGGGAGCGUGCACGACGGAGGCUAGGACGUGAUCUGGAGUUCCAGAUCUACUGAUCUAGGUUACUUUCCAUUUCUCGGUUUUCUCCUCCAUUUUUUUUUGUCGCAUUCAUCCUAUAGCGAUGGGAUCUCUUUCCCAUGAGAGAAAAUAUGAUAUCUUUGCUCCUCCCUCGUCUCCUUGUGCGUUGAAGUACAUCGAGCAUCAUGUAUCCAAGUUGGACACACUUGCAGGCAUCUCCAUAAAGUACGGUGUUGAGAAAUCUAUUGCUUCACCUGGGCAUGGAAUUCUUGCUGUCGAUGAAUCAAAUGCUACAUGUGGAAAGAGGCUUGCUUCAAUUGGUCUGGAGAAUACAGAACAAAACCGCCAAGCUUAUAGACAGCUUUUGUUGACCACCUCGGGUCUAGGUGCAUAUAUAUCUGGGGCUAUUCUUUAUGAGGAAACACUAUACCAAUCGACCACAGAUGGAAAGAAGUUCGUGGACUGCUUACACCAUGAGAAAAUUAUGCCCGGUAUUAAGGUUGAUAAGGGUUUGGUCCCAUUACCUGGAUCAAACAAUGAAUCUUGGUGCCAAGGAUUGGAUGGAUUGGCCUCAAGAUGUGCUGAGUAUUACAAACAAGGUGCACGUUUUGCUAAAUGGAGAACAGCUGUUAGCAUUCCUUCUGGACCUUCUACUCUGGUUAUUAGGGAGGCUGCAUGGGGACUUGCUCGUUAUGCUGCUAUUGCCCAGGUUGCUAUUCCUCUACAUCAGCUCAAAUAUGCUAAUUCAUCAACAAGCAAAUUAAAAAGAAACCUGGAGAAAAGUAUAUCCAUGUUGUGUCGGUCGAUAACCAUGAAUUUUGGUUCAUGGGGUUUAUGCACUACGAUAGUGCCGCAAAGAGUUUACAGGAUGCUUUGCAUGACGCACAGAACACAAAACCAGUAACAACGGCUUCAAGUGUCUAAGUUCAUUCAAGAAUCUAGAAACCGGAUUGCUCGACGUCCCCAAGGACACCUAAUAAUUGCCAUCGGUGCAUCUAUCUUUGAUCUAGAACCUGUGCUCAUCCUGUAUCUCAGCGUUCUUUCAAGGCAAUUACUUAAUCACUUAGUUACUUCUGAUUCUCCUUCAGGUUUUUGUCUUAUUUUUUUGCAAGGUUCUAUAAUUUUCACAUGGCUUGUGUUAGACCUGAAUGUUCAUAUCAUAUAUUGCUUUGACCAAUGAUUUUGUCGCUACCUUUGUCUAGAACAAGGGUGAGCAUUUGCCUCUAUGAUAUAGGUGGUGCCAUGAUAUUAGUUGAGAACUAGUGGCAAACAAGCCUUUUUUAAAGACAGUCUUCUAGGUGAUGCUGAGACUGUUUAGUCCUCGUAAGACCACUCUACUCUUUGUUAUACGAGAUAAAACAAGGAUCUCCUGAUGUCUUAUCAAAGGAGUGGAAAGAUUGGACUUUUUGAUGGAGCUGGUGUGGGAAGACUGGAUUUAUUAUGGAAUUGAUGAUCAACAAUGUUGGAAAAGGUUGACAUGGAAGAAUCAACAAGUGAGAAAGAGGAGUCCAAUGAAAUUCUACAAGUUGAAGAUUGUGAUAGAGCUUGGGUUGAUAAUAAUUACUUGCAAUCCUACAUGGCAUGAACCACCAUCACAAGUUUCUAAUAUUUUGACUGUUGUUCAUUAGUUAUAAAUAGAGUUUAUUUGUUUAUUUGUAUUGGGAUAAAUUUUAUUUGAAUAUUAGACAUGUUUCUUCUUUUGUGAUUGUAAUUCUUAUAUAAGUAAUAUUUUGAAUGACAUUGAUGUGGAGAAUA
Zingiber officinale is the source of this 1955-nucleotide messenger RNA. Its product is annotated as fructose-bisphosphate aldolase 3, chloroplastic-like. The transcript is spliced from 8 exons. The coding region runs from base 304 to 1104 and encodes 266 amino acids. Lineage: Eukaryota; Viridiplantae; Streptophyta; Magnoliopsida; Zingiberales; Zingiberaceae. Gene Ontology annotation, molecular function: fructose-bisphosphate aldolase activity. Gene Ontology annotation, cellular component: cytosol. The record is from RefSeq and is a predicted model, not a curated record. Gene Ontology annotation, biological process: glycolytic process; fructose 1,6-bisphosphate metabolic process.